Messenger RNA from Syngnathoides biaculeatus (alligator pipefish), 3253 nucleotides. Its product is annotated as proton channel OTOP2-like. The record is from RefSeq and is a predicted model, not a curated record. The coding region runs from base 1 to 1869 and encodes 622 amino acids. The transcript is spliced from 6 exons. Gene Ontology annotation, biological process: proton transmembrane transport. Gene Ontology annotation, cellular component: membrane. Gene Ontology annotation, molecular function: proton channel activity. Lineage: Eukaryota; Metazoa; Chordata; Actinopteri; Syngnathiformes; Syngnathidae.
AUGUGCUUGAACACCGGCUACCCGUGCAACUGCCUGGGCGACGGAAACCCCUGCGAACCCUGCAGGAUGAGCAAAGACGAGAACAGCCAGGGAGACGACCCCUUGAAGGAAGGCGGGGCGCAGAAGACGGGCGAGCAUGACCACCCGAACCACCAACCCGUCGCUACUAACAAGGAACGGGACAGAAACUGGGGAUGGAUCCUGUCCGGGGUCAUCUUCAUCAACAUCCUGAUGCUGGGCAUCGCGCUGGUGAGCGGCAGCGCCUACGAGCACGUCGACAUCAGCAUGUCCGACCUGCAGGUCUUCCUGGUCAUCAUCCUCAUCCUCACCUGCAUCUGGAUGAUCUACUACAUCAUCUUCACGGCCAGGAUCGAGAACGCCGUGGCUUACAGGGACCAGCACGCCGGACCCGUGUGGCUCAGAGGGGGAAUGGUGCUGUUCGGACUCCUCAGCAUCAUCAUGGACGUUUUCAAGAUCGGCAGCUACAUCGGCUACCUCCACUGCGAGUCGGCCAUCAAGAUUGUUUUCCCCGUCAUCCAACUUAUUUUCAUUGUUGUGCAGACGUACUUCAUGUGGGUCCACGCAAAGGACUGCGUGCAGCUCCAGAGGAACCUCACGCGAUGCGGGCUGAUGCUGACCCUGUCCAUUAAUCUGGUUUUGUGGAUGGCCGCGGUCACGGACGAGUCGCUCCACCAAACGGCCCACCCGGACGACGACCACGGCGACGACCACGGCGGCGACCACGCCAACGACACGCACGAAAUCGACGACCACCACGGCAACAGCUCUCAUAAACAAUUCGGACGUGAGCUGUACAUCAGUAGAGCGAGCUUCGGCGAGGACGGCUGCGAGUGCAGCCACACGUCCUGCAGCCUCUUCAAAGAGGCCUACUUCUACCUGUACCCCUUCAACAUCGAGUACAGCCUCUUCGCCUCCGCCAUGGCCUACGUCAUGUGGAAGAACGUGGGCCGACUGGGCGAGGCCCACGACCCGCACGGCCACAGCCACGCCCACAAGUUCCACCUCAAAGACGCGGUCGUCGGCCCCCUGGUGGGAGUCCUGCUGGUUUUCGCCGGUCUGGCCACCUUCAUCGUGUACGAGAUGGACAUGAAGGAGUACGAAGGGGAAGACCACAGCAAGCGAGACCAAGCGGUGAUGAUCCACUUCAUCAUAAACAUCGUGAUCAUAAGCCUCAUGCUGGUGGCAACGUUGAUCGGAGUGAGCAUCUACAAGCUGGACCGCCGGGAGCACGACUCCGAGAAGAAUCCCACGCGCAAUUUGGACGUGUGCCUGCUGGUGGGAACCUCCAUGGGGCAGUUCCUCAUCAGCUACUUCACCAUCGUCGCCAUGGUGGCGUCCGGAGCCCAGGGCCACCUGAACAGGCUCAACCUGACCUGGGCUAUCCUGAUGGUGAUCCAGAUCGGUCUGCAGAACUUCUUCAUCGUCGAAGGUCUCCACCGGGAGCCUUUCCACGAAGAGCACCACGAGCAGAUAACCUCGGUGACGAACAUCUACGCGGUGGGGCACUACAACAAAGAGGUGUACAGUCUGGAAGGGUCGGAAAUAAGGGCCAAGCCCGAGCCGGAGCCGCUGGUGGUGACUCCGUUCGGGCACGUGGUGCACUACCCGCGCAAACUGUCCUGGAAGAGGCGAGUCCUGAAGGAGGUUUCCGUCUUCCUGCUGCUGGCCAACAUCAUUCUGUGGAUCAUGCCGGCAUUCGGCGCUCGCCCCCAGUUCGACCACCCGGCCGAAACCGAAUUCUACGACUUCACCAUCUGGGCCGCCAUCGUGAACGUCGGGCUGCCUUUCGCCAUCUUUUACCGGAUGCACUCGGUGGCCGCCCUCUUGGAAGUGUUCGUCAUCUCGUAAGCGGGCAACCUCGCCGGCCAACCGUCGUCUGUUCAUUCCCUUUUUUCCAUCGAUACCAGCAGUCUUCAAACUUUUUAAUUUUUGUGGGCCCGUUUCCCGUAAAGCAAUAAUUUCACGCACCGGCAUGGAAACGAAUGAAUACGACCGAUCAAUACUCCGAAUGUAGCUGUUGGUGCCGGUCCCGUUUUGGUGUAAUGUGAGACCCUGCCACUCGAAGUGUGCGACUUAUGUCCAGUCUACUUUGUUUUGUUAUCGUUGCAGAAAAAUCACACUUCAUAAAAACAGAAAGUUGCAAAUUAAAGCAAGACAUUCGGUGGAUUUUGGGCUUAUUAUUCCCACAUGAUGCCUGAGCGCGUGAGACUCGCCUGUAGGGCAAAACCCGUAAUUUUAAGUAGGACUGCCGAUUGUCUUAAAUACAGUUGUGAACUUCUUUUUCUUCUGCCUCAUCAUUUGCUCUUUUCCCAUUUCCGAGCAGGAAGCUUGUUUGAACCCAUUUUUGCCAGCUUGUGGGCUUAUUAUUGUUUUUUUUUUUUAUAUAUACGCCGUAUCGCGAAAUUGAAAGGCACGUGAUUUUCACAUUUUGAUAUCUUCAAGAGGCGGCACGGUGGGUCAGCUGGUAAAGCGUUGGCCUCGCGGUUCUGAGGACCCGGGUUCAAUCCCGGCCUCGCCUGUGUGGAGUUUGCACGUUCUCCCCCGUGCCUGCGUGGGUUUUCUCCGGGCGAGCACUCCGGUUUCCUCCCACAUCUCAAAAACAUGCAACAUUAAUCGGACACUCUAAAUUGCCUGUAGGUGUGAUUGUGAGUGCGGCUGUCUGCCCUGCGAUUGGCUGGCGACUAGUUCAGGGUAUACCCCGCCUCCUGCCCGUUGAUGGCCGGGACGGGCUCCAGCACUCCCCGCGACCCACGUGAGGAUAAGCGGCAAAGAAAUUGGAUGGAUGGAUGAAUUUCUCCAAGACUCGAUGAACUCUAAAAUAUUUUUGGCUUUGUGCGGCCUGGAGCAAGAUGGCCUACGGAGCGGCGCCUGCUGGUGGUUGGGCAUCUCAUCUGUACCACUUAACCUAUUCGGGGUCGCCGUGAAGCUGGCGCCGAUUCCAGCUCAUUUUUGGAAAACUGGUCGGAACCCGGACAAAUCGUCUGGCAAUCACAAAUUGUCUCACACACACACACGAUUCAGAGUGUUCACCCGAUCAAGUGCAGGAAAAACGUGCAAAUUUGCCUUGUUUCUUCCUUUGCCAUGUGCAAUGUUCCACCAAAUUUUUGUACAGAAUAAAUGUGAAAUUUUUGUUGAUUUUUUUUUGUAUCUAUAAAGACUAUUAUAAUGUGUUAAUGUCGAAACUGAUGUUAUUGCUGUUGAUGUUUUUCAGUAAGUGAUAAAAGUAUUUCUU